GGUUAGCGGCGGAUCUUGUUUUGACCAAAUUAACGUCGGUUGAAUGCAUCAGUUUGGCCGGUGUAUUUCGGGAAGGUGCGCCGUGCGGCGAAUGCCUAAUCUACUGAUAUAAUAGCAUAAAUGUCAAAAACCCAAAAUCGACGAUCAGGUCCCCGGCGGAAUGAUCGGGCUGCCUCUUCGGGAAACCAGAGCGGUCCAGUAAAUUAUCCCGCGAAGAAAAGAGGCCGGGAGCUCCCCUCUCUCUACAUCCUUUUCUCUAUUAUAUGUGUGGCCAUAUCUGCUAUCGCAUAUCGAAAAAUAUACUCUCCGGCCACUGUGGUUCAUUCUCACAAACCAUACCUUUUUCAGCACGGCUUGGUCAAGACUGAUUUGAAUUACGACGAAGUGCUCACUGCGAAUUUUGAAGUAGAUGAAGAAGAUUCAACCAAAACACGUCGUCAUUUUCAGAAUCCUGUACUGGCUUAUAUCACGCCCUGGAAUUCAAAAGGUUACCACCUGGCAAAGAAGUUCUCCUCCAAAUUUACACAUCUGUCACCUGUUUGGUAUCAACUUAAAAGUGAAGGGGGCAACUUAGUUCUUGAUGGAAGGCAUAAUGCAGAUAAAGAAUGGAUUUCGGACAUUCACAAGAAAGGAGAUGCUCUGAUUUUACCCAGAGUUGUUCUUGAAGCUAUCCCCAUGGAUCUUCUUAAGAGGAAGAAAAAGAGGGAUAAAGCUAUAAGAAUUAUUAUUGCAGAGUGCAAGGAAAUGGAGUAUGAUGGUAUUGUUCUUGAGUCCUGGUCAAGGUGGGCAGCUUAUGGUGUGUUGGAUGAUCCUGAUAUACGGAAUAUGGCAUUGCAGUUUAUACGACAGCUUGGGGAAGCCAUGCGUUCUGUAAGGUUGGAAAGAAACAAGAAGAAAACACUGGAGUUAGUUUAUGUGAUAGGCCCACCACGUUCCGAUAAGCUGCAGGAUCGUGAUUUUGGGACCAAUGAUUUACAAAGUUUGGGUGAUGCUGUGGAUGGUUUCUCUCUUAUGACUUAUGACUUCUCAGGACCCCAAAAUCCAGGCCCAAAUGCACCACUUAAUUGGAUACACUCUACGUUGCAGCUCCUUCUUGGUGGUCGUGUAGGUCUCGAUCAUAGUUUGGCUAGAAAGAUAUUUCUUGGUAUCAAUUUCUACGGAAAUGAUUUUGUCAUUUCAGGAGGAUUAGGGGGCGGGCCUAUUAUAGCACAUGAGUAUGUGUCAUUGUUGGAGAAGCACAAGCCGGCAUUGGAGUGGGAAAACACCAGCGGGGAGCAUUUCUUCGUGUACACUGAUGAUCAACAUGCCAGACACGUCGUAUUCUACCCGUCGUUCUUGUCACUAGUAAUGCGGCUUGAGGCGGCUCUCUCCUGGGAUGUUGGCAUCUCAAUAUGGGAAAUUGGGCAAGGAUUGGAGUCCUUUUUUCCUUUGUUGUAAUAGUAGUCAAGACUCUCCUAUUUUUUUUUUUUUAUUUUGCCUCAUUCAUAGAAAUAUAGAAUCAUAGCCACUUGUAAGUUGUAACACAGAAUCUUACGAGUAUAAUUUGUUUGGUCUUGUUGGAAUUUGGUAGCAUUAUUUUGCUUAUUCUAAUUUUUUAUGAGAACAACUU
This is a messenger RNA of Cuscuta epithymum, 1609 nucleotides long. The record is from the annotation of a GenBank genome assembly. Lineage: Eukaryota; Viridiplantae; Streptophyta; Magnoliopsida; Solanales; Convolvulaceae.